Daphnia magna is the source of this 3319-nucleotide messenger RNA. RefSeq names its product short transient receptor potential channel 4-associated protein. Gene Ontology annotation, biological process: ubiquitin-dependent protein catabolic process. Gene Ontology annotation, molecular function: phosphatase binding. Gene Ontology annotation, cellular component: Cul4A-RING E3 ubiquitin ligase complex. The record is from RefSeq and is a predicted model, not a curated record. The coding region runs from base 272 to 2809 and encodes 845 amino acids. NCBI's taxonomy places the organism in Eukaryota, Metazoa, Arthropoda, Branchiopoda, Diplostraca, Daphniidae. The transcript has 13 exons.
AAGGAAAGGAGGUGUCUAGCUCUGUCUUGAUGAGUUGAAUGUCUUUCUCCUCUCAUCACGUAUCUUCCGAAUUAGUUUUCCGCCCCUUUUGACCCUGUCUUUAACGUUUCUUGAGAACACUGGUCAUUCAAACACCUAAUUUCGCACGAAAAGAUGCCUUUCAAGUGAGUUCGCAAGGGGUGGGUGGUAUCAGAUUUGCGAUUUUUGCCAAAGCACUGCCCGUUUUUGGUUUAUUUUCCUCACCUUAACUUGGAAUUUUGCAAAUUUCAAAAUGAAGAAAAUUGCGAACAUAUCUGUGCAGUUUUUGUCAAGUCAAUAUUCAGGUAGAGGACCCUGCAAUAUUACCCAGGUCCAUGCUGAAGUCCUAUCACGGUAUCCUGGCCUAGUGUCCCAGGUUGCCCCCGUAAUGAAGAUCCUUCAGACAUGUAUCUACAAUGGUCCCCCACACCCUGAAGACCUUACCAAGUUGCUUGAUAAAUUCCAUGGACAGUUGAAACCUUCUGUUACUCUGGAAGCUGCACUGAAUGAAAGGACUGAGAACCAGCAAAACGAUCAGCUGGCAAUUGUUUUCAACAAAGAAGGGGGAAUGGACUUGUUGAUCACCCUAAUACUGUCUUACGUGCCCUAUGAUUCCCUCUCUAAAGCAAAGUUUGGAAUGGAAAUCAUACAUAGAACAAGAAGAAAUGCCGAUGCAAUGCGUAUUCAGAAGAUGUGCCUAGUGAUUUUGAGACAGCUAUCCAUCCUCGAUCCAGAUUGCAGUCUUGCUUUGUCUACCUGCGACACACUUUUAGCGCAUUGCUUCCGCGUGUUGAAGUCCACUACGUUGACGGAAACAUCCUGCGAUCUCAUUGAGCACCUUCUGCUAUCGAGGAAUGACCUAGUCCAGUUGGACGGUUUUAAGAGGUUAAGUGACGUAUUGCAGCAACUGGACGAUGAGACCUUGUCUCAGACAUACCGUGUUCUUUCCUUGGCAGUCUCUGAUGUCGACGAAAGUGAGAACAGGGCCUCUCUUUUGGCUCAGCGUCGGCAAAAGCUUAACACACGUGUCAAUGAGAUGACCGUAUCCAGUUUGAAUCGAGACUAUGUCGUUGCCAUACCUGGUCUUUUGGGAAAAGUCCUGAAUUACGCUUGUAGCCUGCCUUUUGUUCCUCGUUAUCCCCUUCCCAGCACCGAAAAUGAACAAUGGAUGGCUUGGAUUGAUGAAAAUUUGUCACAUAACAGUCAUAGUUUCGAUACCGUCGGCGGAUUCCUUCAAGCUGUACUGGAGGAUGUCUUCCGGGAUGAGCUCGAGAUGAGCUCACAAGUCAACAUGGAUACGGAAAGCUACGUGGCGGAUGCGUUGGAGCUGCCAUCCCAAUUGACCCGUCGAGUCGACGCUCUUUAUUUAUUAAGUUUACUGUUGACGGGUAGCCAAAGAGGCAAAGUGCAAGAAAUUUUAGCCAAAUUAGGCAUUGGGCCGCUCUUGUCCGCUUUAUUUGAACAAUUCCUCUGGAAGCCGUCCACAACAAGACAUACUACUGACCACGCUAAUCAAUGCAAUUGCAGUCCCGAAAUGAUCUUAAAGAUCCAAUUGCUUCGUUUAGUGCAUAACUUCUGCUCCCAUAGCAGUUACAAACAUGUCCUACUUUCCUAUAGUGAAAUGGAUGAGCUAAAACAGCUAUACACCGAAUUCGAAAGUUCUACUGUGCCGAAUAGCGCUAGCAACAGCUCUUCAUCGUCAGCUUCCACCUCUUCCGGCGUUGGCGUUACUACGACCCUAGCCAGCUUACCUUAUUGCACGGGAGGUUCUGGUUUGCUUUCCAAAAUAAUUCGCGUUUUGAAAAAUGUGCCAACUUCAUCGAUUUUUCGUUUUUGGCUGUGUCGUGCUGUCGAGAGCUGGUUACGUAGCAGUAGCCAUUACGGAGUAGCAGAUCAGCUUUUUGUAAUCACACGAGGUUUGUUGCAGCACAUUGUCCACGUAUUGCUGGAGAGCGAAUCAGCUGUUGAACCGUCCGUGGUUGUGGGUGGAGUCGCAGGCAUCGCCCGCAAUAAUAACGGAUCUCUUGUCUCGGGACCACCGCGUGAAGUGGCCCAGAGUAGCUUUGACCUUCUAGGAGAAAUGAUCCGCUUUAACAUGGAAGCCUGCAGACAACUAGAUAUCUUGCUACCCAACGAAGCUAAAGUUUCUAAAUAUCUGGAGGUGGUUCAUGGCAAUUUAAUUGAUUCAAACAUGUUUUUGCGAUCUGUCUUCUUGACGAUGGAUCACUGCAUGGAGGGCGGCACUGGUGGUCGUUUUCAGCAAGCGGCGGUUUUUUUCCCGACGUCCAAAUUUUUUUCAUGGUUCUUACACCUACGUCGGCGUGUAUGCUAUCUGGCUCUGUUAGUUUCAUCCAUUUCAGUCGAUACCCUAACGCUUGAGAACGUCAGCUGUCUCAACACGGCCCUUAUUAUUUUAAUGCUAGCGGCCCGCCAGGGUACACUGACUAAUUGCCUAAAAAUGCUGGCGACUGCUACGAUCGAGCAGCUUCGACUUGGGCCGGCUGGAAUUGAAGAUAGAUUAGGAGCUAACAAGAAGCGGUGUUUGGAGCCACGUCACAUAUUAUCGAGCUUGUUUCAGUUGCUGCGCUUUUGGCGAGUUCACUACCAACCGGGUGACCAGUCGUGCAUUUCUCUGGAAAAAGGUUCGGGUAUUGCGUUCGAAGAAUGGAUCCGCACCAUCGACUUGCUGACGAGCGUCGAUACUACGUCACCCUAUUCUUUGCUUCAUUAUUUGCCGGAAGAUCAAUCCCGCAUCGUUCAAACCUGGGAUAUUGAAAUGGAAUGUAAUUGAAUGACUUUCCUUGAUAAUAAUAAUAUUGGCAGCAGCCACCUGAUUCUGUCGUGACUUUUCUCAUACUAUGGCUGUGUGUGCGUGUAGCCAAUCUAGCGUGUUAUGUACAUCAGUUGUGAAUAGCUUUUCCCUUCGACUGUUUCUCCUUGGCGUACGCGUAUUCUCUCUUAUCUAUUGGUCCAUUUUCUUGUUGUUUUUUUUUUGACGCAGCAAAAAAAAUUUUUUUGCAUCCAGAUUAUCUCCCUACGAGUUGAGUCUCUCGUGUUCGACAAUUAUUAUUAUUAUCAUUAUUAUUUUUAUGAUUUCACUGUUUUAUUAGAACCCUGCUCGCUCGCGCACUUUAAAAACACUACGUUAAGCGGUGUACAUAUUUCAACUCAGGUUUCUCCCUUUCUUGUUCUGUUUUCCUAUCUUCUUCUCUCUUUGUCUUUCAUCUUAACCAUCUAUAUUUGAUUGUUUGUUACCAUUCUAACACGAUACAUUAUGGAAAUAAAUAAAUUUUUGUCCGGG